AAUGUGUUGUGAGCUAACCAUAUUAUUUUAAACUUAACAGUCAUCUUUUAUUCAAGCUCAACUUAAUUUUUCAUCAUAAUCAACAUUUUUAGCGUCUCUAACCAUCAACUUUCCUAAUUAGUAAUGGUUUUACAUUCAACAAUAAACAAAACUCUACCACUUCAGCAAGCUAAUUUAUUUAUAACGAUGUUUAGCUUUUCCACCAACAAGUAACUCGCUAAGUAUGUAUCAGUCGAUUUUAAUAACUUAAUUGUCUAUUUGUUCAACCAUCAUCAGCAACACCGAAAAAGUAAUCAUAUCGAAAAAAUAACAUCAACAACAAGAGUUUUCUUCUUUUACCUGUUUUUUUGUUCACUCUCCUCUUCAAUCAUCUUAAGCUUUUUUUGUUGUGAUUUGUUAAUUAUCAGUGCCAAGCACCCUUUAAUACAUUUAUACUAUUUAUAUCAAUUAUUAAGUGAAACCCUUUUCAGGCCCCCUUUUUCCCCAGUAAAAAAUCUUAAUCAUGAUUGUCAUUAAUGAAAUGAGUGAUCGUGAGUUUACAUCUUUACCAAAUAUGGAUGUUUUGGAAGAGAUUAAAACCAUUGAUCAACCAGUUUUGGCUAUUCUUAAUCCAAGAAGGCGACUUCUUCUUGACCCAGGAGUUCCUAGUGCUGUUCAAGUUCGUAGUGUCACCUAUACUCUUGGAAGUGCUGAUAAGAUUGUUAAUAUUCUUAAUCGUACCAAUAUGACAGUUCCUCUUGGGGCAAUUUAUUCCCUCCUUGGACCCAGUGGUUGUGGUAAAACAACUUUACUUCGAUGUGUUAUUGGAUGUCUUAAACCACAAAAAGGAUUGAUUCGUGUCUUUGGAUAUAAACCUGGAACAAAAGGAAGCUUUAUUCCAGGACCAGGAAUCGGUUACAUGCCACAAGACUUUGCUCUUUAUGACGAUUUAACUAUAGAGGAAACUUUAAUCUACUUUGGUCGUGUUUAUUUUAUGCAUAAUGAUCUACUUCAACAGCGGAUAGACUACUUAAUUGACAUUAUGGAAUUACCUCAGCGAUCAUGUUUGAUUAAAAAUCUUUCAGGAGGACAAAAGCGUAGAGUCUCCUUUGCCUGUUCCCUAGUCCAUAAACCUAAAUUAUUACUAUUAGAUGAACCUACCGUUGGAGUUGAUCCAAUCUUGCGUACACGUAUUUGGGAUGUGCUAAUUCAUUUGACAGAAAAUGAAAAGAUGACAGUAAUUAUUACAACUCAUUACAUAGAAGAGACAAGGCGAUCUCAUAUGGUUGGAUUUAUGCGUCGAGGGCACAUAUUAGCUGAAGACCCGCCAUCAACUUUAAUCCGUCGUUAUCAUGCCAAAAGUCUUGAAGAUGUGUUUUACAAGUUAUGUGCAGCCCAAAAAAGGCAAUCAAAAUUAUGGAAACGAACCUCGUCUCGUAAAAGAUCAGGCCUUUUUUCGAAGUAUCCUUUAAACCAAAGGGAUUGGGAUGAAACUCUAGGAGGUCUUGGAGGAGUUGGAAACAAUGGAGGUAUCGGUGGUGCUAAUAUGAAUGGAGAAGGAGAUUCAGAUGAAGCAGAACCAGAAUCUCCUUUUGGUAGUUCAUUAGAUAUGGCUCCAGACUCUGGUAAUGCCCAUUGGUAUACCAAAUUGGAUGCUGUUACUCGUAAAAUUUUAAUCCAAUCAAUUCGUCAACCAUCAGCCAUAUUUGCUCAAUUCAUCCUUCCUUUGGUUAGCUUGUUCCUCUUCUGUUGGUGUGUUGGUGGAACCCCAAAAUCACUGCCAAUUGCACUGGUUAACAAUGAAAAUCCCGCCUACCUUUCGGAAGUCUAUUUAUCUCAUCUUGAUAAAUCAAUCAUUAGUUUAAAAAAUUAUUCAUCUCUAGAAGAAGCCUUGGAAGGAGUUCGAGCCAACAAAUUGCUUGCAGCUUUACAUUUUGAACCCAAUUUUUCCGAUUCACUGAUACAACGGUCAGAUACAAAUGAGAUUAUUUCUGAUCGCGUUGUCAACGAUUCAACUAUAAAAAUUUAUGCUGAUCUCACAAAUAAGAUUCUAGUUGUAACCCUACUUAGGUCACUUAAUAUUGCUAUUCAAAAAUUUCUCCGUGAAGUCUCAAAUGAUCUUGGAUAUUCAUCUGAACUAUUCACUCCACCAAUUAAAGUAGAAUCAGCCGUUUUUGGUGAAUAUCGACCAGGAGACUAUUUCGCUGUUCGUGAUUAUGGUAUUCCUGGAACUUUAAUCAUUUUAACUUAUAGUUGUGCCUUCGGAUUGACUGUGAUGGUUCUUACAGUUGAACGAGCUCGUCAAAUGUUUGAACGUAAUUUUGUGGCUGGAGUAACGACGACUCAUAUAAUAUUAGGCCAUUUGAUUGCCAGGAUAAUAUUCAUGUCCAUCUCAGUGGUUAUCCUUUUCCUUGUUGCUCUUUUCAUUUUUGAUGUUCCUUGUAAUGGACCUUUUCUCCAAGGUUUAUCACUGCUUUUCCUUCAAAGUGUCUCAGGUUUAACUCAUGGAAUGAUGAUCUCUUCAAUGUGUUCCGAAUUUUUCAUGGCUGCCGUCAUCAGUAAUGGCAUGUUAUUAACCAUGUUUAUCCUUUCCGGCGCUCUUUGGCCAGUUCAAUCUCUCCCGUUUUGGUUGAAAAAAGUAAGCCUAGCGCUUCCAGUAACCAUACCAACUGAAGCAUUACGCAGCAUACUUUCUCGAGGACUUGAUUUAAACCAUCAAUCAGUAAUGUUUGGCUUUGCCAUAUCAAUCGGUUGGUCAUUGAUUUUCCUCUUCUCAGCUGUAAUCCUAUUCAGAGAGACACAAAAAUUACGAGAUUGAAAUGAAAACAAGAGUUACAAGGAAAAGAUGGCGAAGCGAAAGAAAUACAAAAACAACAUUUACCAAAGU
This is a messenger RNA of Tetranychus urticae (two-spotted spider mite), 2866 nucleotides long. Its product is annotated as ABC transporter G family member 20. The record is from RefSeq and is a predicted model, not a curated record. NCBI's taxonomy places the organism in Eukaryota, Metazoa, Arthropoda, Arachnida, Trombidiformes, Tetranychidae. Gene Ontology annotation, cellular component: membrane. Gene Ontology annotation, molecular function: ATP hydrolysis activity; ABC-type transporter activity; ATP binding.